Messenger RNA from Naegleria gruberi, 2191 nucleotides. RefSeq names its product large subunit GTPase 1. Gene Ontology annotation, molecular function: GTPase activity; GTP binding. Gene Ontology annotation, cellular component: cytosol. Bases 1 to 2172 code for a protein of 723 amino acids. The record is from RefSeq and is a predicted model, not a curated record. NCBI's taxonomy places the organism in Eukaryota, Heterolobosea, Eutetramitea, Acrasida, Naegleriidae. The transcript is spliced from 2 exons.
AUGCCAGGAACAAGAACCAAGAAUAAAUCCGGAGGAUUAGGUAAAACAAUUUUAAAAGCUCGUAACCGAAAGAAGGACAAGGUGUUUUCUGAUAGACAUCAAGAACCAGUUGCUGAUGCAAUAUUGGGUAAAGAAACCGUAACCAUGGGCUCCGAUGAACUUCCUAUCGAAGAAGAAAUUUUACGUGAAGAUAAUAUCAUGCACAAUAUGCUCAACAAAGGCAGAGGAAAAUUGGAAAGUUUAAUUGGAACAACAGAUCUCCAAGAUUUAAUGUUAAACGCCAAGAUGAGCUUAAAAAAGUAUGAAAAAGAUAGUGCUACUGUUUUAAUACAUACUGAUGAAGAUGGCUCUCGGAGAGAAUUUCAUGUCGUUGAUAGGGAUGAAGAAGAAGAAGGAGAUGAUGAGGAAAAUCAAGAUGAUGACGAUGAAGCCUAUGCUGAAGGAACAUUGGUUUUGAAGGAAAAAUCACAAGAUGAAAUUUAUGAACGUGUUCGUGAAUUACAAGAAAUGGGAAUACAAUUACCAAUACCUAGAAGACCAAAGGAAGCCUAUGAUUUGAUGAAUUAUGUUCAAGAGUCAACUGAGCCCGAACAAAAGAAGAAAAAGAAGAAAAAGGAAAAAAAGAAUGAACUAGCAAAGAAGAAACUCAUUCAAUUUGAAACCGAAUCAUUCUUAAAGUGGAGAAGAAAUUUGGCAGAGAUUGAAGAAAGUUAUGAUGCUACACUCACACCAUAUGAAAAGAACAUUGAAGUUUGGAGACAAUUAUGGCGUGUUGUGGAGAGAAGUGACAUUGUUAUUCAAAUUGUAGAUUCUCGUAAUCCAUUAUUAUUUCAAAGUGAAGAUUUAGAAAAGUAUGUGAAAGAGGUUGAUUCAUCAAAGGAAAACUUUUUACUUUUGAAUAAGGCUGAUUUGCUUACAAAAAAGCAAAGAUUCAAAUGGGCAUGCUACUUUAAAAAGAAGAAGAUUAACUUUAUCUUCUUCUCUGCUUUGAAUGAAAUUUCUAAAAUUGCAAAUCGUCAAAUUACCAGAGAAGAUCUUUUAAAAGAACAACAAGAGGAACUAGAUUCAUUCGAUACUACUAAUUAUGAAAAUCCCCAAGAAAAAGAUUGGACAUAUAUUUUUGAUAGAUCUGAAUUGUUAUUCUUCUUUAAGAGUUUGAUGAAUAAGUUCAAUCCUGAAAAUAAGAAGAGUGACAUUGGUAGAGUUGUUGUUGGUAUGGUCGGUUAUCCAAACGUUGGUAAAUCAUCACUUGUAAAUGUGUUAUGUGGUAAAAAGAAGGUUGCAGUUGGUUCCACUCCAGGUAAAACAAAACAUUUCCAAACACUUCCAAUUGGUGAAAGUAUAAUGAUUGCUGACUGUCCAGGUCUAGUUUUCCCAUCAAUUACAACAACCAAGGAAGAAAUGAUUGUAAAUGGUAUUAUUUCAAUUGAUCACCAAAUGAGAGAUCACAUUCCACCAAUAGAAUUGGUUUGUUGUCGUGUUCCUAGACGUGUUUUCGAACUUACAUAUGGUUUGUCGUUCCCAAAACUUCCUGGAAAACAACGUAUGACAUUUGUUACUCCAGAAAAUUUACUUAAGACUUUUUGUAUUGCAAAGAGUUUGAUGUCCAAGAAUUUCGUGCCCAACUAUCCAACAGCUGCUCGUCGUAUUUUGAAAGAUUACAUAGAUGGUAAAAUUCUGUAUUGCCAUGCACCUCCUGAAAAUAUUCAAGUUGAUGAUUUGGAAGAAAAUGAUAAGAUACAAUCAGAAGGAAUGCUUAAUGAUAAUGAUGAAAUCAUUGUCAUUAAUCAUGAUGAAGAAUUGGAAGACGAUGGUGAAUACUUUACAGAAAGUGAAGACGAAGAAGAAGGAGAAUAUCAUGAUGACGAAGAAGACAUUUACAACUCUGAUGAAGAAGAAGAGGCUACAUUAGAAGAAUCUGAGGACGAAAUGGAAUGGGAAGGUGAAAUUGAUGAUUUCAAUCGUGUCAAUGUUCAUACCGAGUCUCUUGAGAGAAAGAAGGAAAAGAUCAUUCAAGCCAAAGGUUAUGAUCCAUUUGAAUUGGAUGAACAAACCAUUCUUGUUGAACAAAAACCAGAAGAACAACCUGUUGAUAAUCAAUCACCUUACGAAAAGCUCACUGAAAAACAAAAGAGAAGAAAAUUUACAUACCUCAAGAAGUUUAUGAAAUAAAAGUCAAUGAGUUAACUCG